CUUUGUGCCCUUCGCCGACAUAUAAGUGUCGAGCGCCCUGGACGGAAGGAGUCGACUCCUGCUUCUCGUCGUCGCACUGGAUUCCGGACAUGGUUCCCAGGAGGAAUAACAGGGCUCGCACACCGAAACUCUGCCGCAAUUAUACUCUCGGGUACUGCCCUCAGGGAGAGAGAUGCAAGUACCUCCACGUCGUACUCCCGGCCUCUUCUACGCCACAGGCCACAUAUCCACCAACUCAACCAGAGGCCACGCAAUUGUUGUCAACGCAAACUUCAACGGCUCCUCCUCUGCAAUGGUUUCAAAUGGGACGACCUAUACACGCGCUGAACGCGACUGCGCGACCUUGGGCAUCCCCUCCUACGUUCCAAGUAAAUAGGGACAUCUCUGUGCCUCCGCCUAGCGCACCGCAGUAUAGAUCUCUUUCGUGGCGAACCUCGUUGUGCAGACAUUUUUCUCGACACCAUGGAUGGUGUCCGCUGGGCGACGAGUGCAAUUACAUCCACGAUCUUGAGCUGGCAGCUAUAGCUCUCGAGGACGUCAGGUUCCCCGACGGCCGGCCACCUCCUGAAGGGAACCACGGCGAAGGGCCACCGCAGGCUGGGUCCAAACACAGCCACUGCUGGGCGUACAUCCAAGGUCUCUGCCACGUUGAAGCCUGCCCUUAUCUCCAUCCUGUGCAGGCUCAUCUGUUCAUCCGACAUACGCCAUGCCUCCAAUGGCCGAACUGCACGAAGGGCGCGCUCUGCCGGUACAAGCACCCAGAGCCAAUAAUACCCAAAGUGCGGACACUUCCGGCGUCGAUAGAGUCGCCCGCGAGAGCGCAACCACCGAGUCCCGUCGAGACCACCCUCGGCGGAGCCGUGCAGUAUCAGGGCACCACCUACUUCCCUCUCCGGCCACAGCUUCCGGCAUCUCCCCCUGCUCCGAGCGUGCCAGUCCCGUCCCUGCACAUCUACGAGCCGCAGCGAAGCAACGAGCCAAUGGUCCGUAUGGGCUACGGACAGUACCUCGGGUCGCCUCCAUGGCAGCACCAGGUCUCCCCCGCCGCGCUCUCGUCCCCUCUGCAGUAUAGCACGAGUUACUCGUCCAUGUCGUCCCUGGAGGCCCCGGGUUUCGCCCUGGACGUGCCGCGCAUGCCAGCGCCCAUGCACCCGAGCUAUGCCCCCCAUCCAAGGACGCCCCCGUUCCGCGACCGCCUCAUCUACGCUGCGAACCCGCUGCUGGGGCACCCGACUCCUACCCCGGCAGAGCCGAUGCACCGCCGGGACCCGAGCAUCCCGCGCACGACCGUCCCGGUGCCGCAGUCGAUCAUGGAGGACCUGCACAAAUUGAGUGUCGCCGAGGAAGGGGAAGAGCAGUUCCCGUACGUCCCGCCGAAGACGCAGCGCGCGGGCCAUGCGCGGCGGGUCAGCGUAGCCCUGAGGAGCAAGGAGGACACCGACGCUUUGGGCCUCUUCUCGGGCGCACCAGCCAGACAGCCCUGGCAGACUCACGGAGGGCGUUCCGCGCACAAGAGCUGGGCGCCGCCCUCAUCCUCGUCAACGAUGACGUUCCUCUAAUCCGACGGCAUUUUGGGUUUAAUCGCCCUUCGCCUCCGCCAACGCGCCGCGGGCGGGUUUAAUGUUCGCUCUAUUGCUCUUCUCCCAUCUCCAUCUCUGAUGACUGACAAUGAUCCCGGAACCGGAUCCCAAGUGCCCUCGUACCCAGCAUGCACGCAUCA
Fomitopsis serialis is the source of this 1720-nucleotide messenger RNA. RefSeq lists its product as uncharacterized. Gene Ontology annotation, molecular function: metal ion binding; ubiquitin protein ligase activity. NCBI's taxonomy places the organism in Eukaryota, Fungi, Basidiomycota, Agaricomycetes, Polyporales, Fomitopsidaceae. The record is from RefSeq and is a predicted model, not a curated record. The coding region runs from base 90 to 1559 and encodes 489 amino acids. The transcript is spliced from 6 exons. Gene Ontology annotation, biological process: protein polyubiquitination.